Fibroporia radiculosa is the source of this 423-nucleotide messenger RNA. RefSeq lists its product as uncharacterized. The record is from RefSeq and is a predicted model, not a curated record. The transcript is spliced from 2 exons. Lineage: Eukaryota; Fungi; Basidiomycota; Agaricomycetes; Polyporales; Fibroporiaceae. Bases 1 to 423 code for a protein of 140 amino acids.
AUGUUGCUCCAUGGACUCUCGAGGCAAUUGCCGCAGAGUGAUGAGUUACUAAAUGGCAGUCCAAGAAGUGUUGAUGCGACCAUCAACGACGCUGACGAAGAUGCAGCAGUAUUCUCAGUCACUUCUUCCAUCUCGUUACAUGAUCUUUUCGAUUUCGCACACACAGAUUGGGCUAUUCGAAUUGAGUGGGAAGCAGAGACAGGCUUCUUGAACGAGCUUGAGGUAUACGAAAUGUUGAAUUUUGAUGCGGAAGGCAAGGUUGACUUGGAUCCAACAGCACCAGCUAUUAAGUUAUGCUACACAUAUGCAAGCACUGGCCUUGUACUGCCUGUUAACCAUCUUGCCCCGCCAGCCGUGCACAGUGUCAGCUACCCUCUGGCUGACGGUCGCCUCGUGGGAACGGUUAUGGUCAGUUCUGGUUGA